CAUCUCUUGCAGCUUCCCGAUUCAGCACUUGCCCGAAUUCCCAGUAGUUCUCCAACUCGACUCCCUCCACAGUUCAUUGAUUAUAAGAGACUUCAUUUUACCCCACCUGGCUAAUAGCAGAUUUCCAUUCCUCUUCCGCCGCGAAGUCUCACGUUAUACACGUGUGAAAUUAUGGCAGCUACCGGUGCUACGUUGGGCUCAUCCAGCAGCUUCUCAACUCGUAUUUCGCUACGAUGGGUCCCCGAACCCCCCGAGGAGACGACCGAUACGAUCGUUCUCUCUGUCGGGGAAUGGUUCAUUGACUUGCGAAUGGAUAAGGCCUCUGGUGCAAUUGACUGGGCGAUGGCGGGUACACGGAUCGUGGAGAACCCGGGCGAAAUACCACUCAAGGUGCGCUUUACCCGCGAGCUGGACUCUCUCAAUGAAAUCGGUAUGGUCGAUCCUGCCAACUUCAGCCCCCUGCCCAACGGUGAUGAUCUCGAAACCGGAGAGAUGCCCCGCACCGAUCUCCCCGGUGCGCCUAUGACCGCCUUCGAAGAGGUCUGGCGGGAGUUACCCUUCAGGGAAGGCCCCGAGGGUGCCAAGAAGGGUAUCUCGUGGAUUCUCGAGUCGGAUGAUAGUAGCAUCAGUCUCUCCGAGAAAGAAGGCGAGGCGACCGUGACCAAGAUGUUUUUCGGUCGGAUCUGGGGCACAUAUCUGGCGUUCCAGCAGGUUCAGGCUCAUUCUCAAGAAAGAGAUUCGGAUGGCAAGUUGACUCUGAAGAGGACCGGUGCUGAAGUGAGUGCGAGACGGGAGGAAUGGAAUUCUGGAUGGGAGGAGAAGUACGUUGUCGGGCCGGAUGGGGGCGCCUUGCCAUCGAUGAAGACCGGAUUUGAGGGUGAAGGUCAGGGCUCUUGGAGGGUCCCCGGGGAGAAAGUUCUUAUUCAAGGAAGGCCAUUUAUUGUUCGGGCAUUCGAGGAGAUUCAAUGACCAUAUUGAGAGGGCGGAAAGUUUGAAAAAGCGAAUCAUUUUAGUUCAAUUAGAGGUGUUCGAGCACCUCUGUCGGGGAAAAUUGCUAUAUACCAUCCAGCAGAAUUUACCUACGACAUGAUACAGAUGACAUUCGAGAGUAUGACUCUGGGUUGGUUAACAGGCAUUAGCCCUCUGUUACCGGGUUGGCAGUCUGCAUUUCAACAUUUGAGCUGGAGGUCUGCAGUCUGUAUCAAGUCGAUUGAGUUUGGUGACUGUAUGAGAGAGAGAGAGAGUAAACUAUUUCGAUUUGCG
Molecule: messenger RNA, 1263 nt
Organism: Penicillium brasilianum
Lineage: Eukaryota; Fungi; Ascomycota; Eurotiomycetes; Eurotiales; Aspergillaceae
Source: the annotation of a GenBank genome assembly